Molecule: messenger RNA, 1534 nt
Organism: Engraulis encrasicolus (European anchovy)
Lineage: Eukaryota; Metazoa; Chordata; Actinopteri; Clupeiformes; Engraulidae
Gene: slc25a27
Product: solute carrier family 25 member 27
Exons: 9
Coding region: 404-1465 (353 amino acids)
Biological process (GO): response to cold
Molecular function (GO): transmembrane transporter activity
Source: RefSeq, a predicted model, not a curated record
CCUUGUAAACACACGGCAGACAGGCUGCAUGCACAGUGCAUUGGCUCGCACUGUGAACAUUGCGUAAAGCGUAGCGAGUACUUUGUUCCUUUCCGUCUGAGUCAAGUAUAAAUCGUGCACAUUAACCAUGGGCUUUGAAAGAUUAUUUAUGACGACGAAUGAAUGAGGUCGACAACAGGUGAAGUGUCCUGGUUGCCUUGCCUGGCAUAAACGGUUGUAGCCUACAGUAGUUUCAUUGACCAUUUAUUCAGUAGCGCCAUUCAAAUCGCAUCGCUGUUUGAAGACAUUCUAGCCACGCCACCACCGUCUGUUUGUCCAGAGUAUGUGCCAUGGACUUUGAAUCUCGCAAAGUGUGCCUAUAACGUUAGCUUUAGCCGCCACACUGUAGCUGUUGUUUGUGCCGAUGGGAACUACUCAAGAAGAUGAGCAGCAGCAGACUAAAGUCCCGAAGUGGCCAAGGCUGACUAAGUUCACGCUGUCAGCAUGUGCAGCGGCCGUCGCAGAACUGGUCACAUUCCCGCUGGAUUUGACCAAGACGAGGCUGCAGGUGCAAGGCGAAGCAGCCGCCAGACGCGCAGGCACAGGCGGGGCAGGAAGUGGUGGUGGUGGUGGAUCCAGCGGCGUAGGAAGUGGUGGUGGUGCAUCCAGCGGGGCAGGAAGUGGUGGUGGAUCCAGCCGCGCCCCUCAGGCCUCCUACCGCGGCAUGAUGCACACGGCCAUCGGCAUCGUCCAGGAGGAGGGGCCUCUGAAGCUGUGGCAGGGGGUCACACCCGCUAUCUAUAGACAUGUUGUGUAUUCGGGGGGUCGCAUGUUGGCCUACGAGCAGCUGAGGGAGUCUGUGCUGGGCAGGAACCAAGAUGGCAGCUUCCCCCUCUGGAAGGCAGUGGUGGGGGGCAUGGCUGCGGGGGCGGUGGGCCAGUUCCUGGCGAGUCCCACUGACCUGGUGAAGGUGCAGAUGCAGAUGGAGGGACGGCGCCUCCUGGAGGGCAAAGAGCCCAGGGUGCGAGGAGCCACUCAUGCCUUCGUGAAGAUCUUCUCUGAGGGCGGAGUCAGAGGCCUGUGGGCAGGAUGGGUCCCCAACGUGCAGCGGGCGGCGCUCGUCAACCUCGGAGACCUCACUACAUAUGACACUGUGAAACACUUUCUGUUGAGAAAUACUCCAAUAGAGGACAACAGCCUCUGCCAUGCCCUGGCCAGCAUCUGUUCCGGUCUGGUGGCCGCUACCAUGGGAACGCCAGCUGACGUCGUCAAGACGCGCAUCAUGAACCAGCCCAGAGAUGCACACGGGAGGGGUCUCCUGUACUCGUCCUCUAUUGACUGCCUAGUCCAGGCGGUGAGGGGAGAGGGCUUCUUGUCUCUCUACAAGGGCUUCCUGCCCACAUGGAUGAGAAUGGCUCCCUGGUCCAUGACCUUCUGGCUGACCUUCGAGCAGAUCCGCAAGGCCAUGGGCGUGUCAUCCUUCUGAGGGGCGUGGUCACUGGUCAUGGGCGUGUCAUCCUUCUGAGAGUUGAAAAAGGUAGGUCUGCACACUGCC